GUCUCAAACAAGCCUAACUUUUCGCAACAAAUGGACCCGCCUCUUUUAGCAGCUUCCCCUGAAAAUGAGUUGUCAACACUGCUCGAGACACGGAUCUGCACUUCGGAUUCUAACAGAAAAAAUAAACCAUCUGGGUGUAUUUGGAGUGCUAGUUCUCAUUUAUGACGGAUACUAUGCGAAUUGGGAUGUAGCAGAGUUAAAGUGAAAAUAAAAUCCAUCGGCCUGUUGCCAUUUAAGAAAACAGAAACAUCUCGCCAAUAGAAUCAAAGAGUUUCCUUCAUGUAAAUUUUCUUGACGGAACAUCAGUGUCCACAGACACAUUUCCACUGAGACCUAAUCCUCCAGAAUCCAGCUGUGUGUCCAUGAAGAGUGACCAGUCAAUGGAUCCUCCAAGUAACAUUAGUGGACACACUGAUCCUGGGUUUAGUAGUGGCCCUCAACAUGCCAAAUUCCUCAAGACAUUCAGAUCAGAUCUGAGGAAGAAGUUUGAGUAUCUGUAUGAGGGAACAGCAAAGCAGGGAAACCCAACACUGCUGAAUGAGAUCUACACAGAGCUGUACAUCACAGAGAGUGAUUGUGGAGAGCUCAAUAAUGAGCAUGAGGUGAGACAGAUUGAGACUCAGUCCAGCAGAGCAGCAACAGAAGACACACCGAUCAAAUGCUCUGACAUCUUCAGACCUUUACCUGGACAAGACAAACCCAUCAGAACUGUGCUGACAAAGGGAGUCGCUGGCAUUGGAAAAACAGUCUCUGUGCAGAAGUUCAUCCUGGACUGGGCUGAAGGGAAAGAGAAUCAGGACGUCCAGCUCAUAUUUCCACUUCCUUUCAGAGAGCUCAACUUGAUGAAGGACAAAACACUCAGUCUUUCAGAUCUUCUUCACGUCUUUUUCCCUGAAACAAAAGAAAUGAAACCAUUCAGUGAUGAAUAUAAAGUUGUCUUUGUUUUUGAUGGUCUGGAUGAGUGUCGUUUGUCUCUGAACUUCAAUGUGAAAUUGUGUAAUAUAUCUGAAUCAGCCUCAGUGGAUGUGCUGCUUACAAACCUCAUUGAGGGGAAUCUGCUUCCCUCUGCUCUCAUCUGGAUCACCUCCAGACCCGCAGCAGCUGACCUCGUCCCAUCUGAGUGUGUCCAUCGAGUGACAGAGGUACGAGGCUUCAGUGAGCCUCAGAAGGAGGAAUACUUCAGGAAGAGAAUCAGUGAUCAGAGUCUGGCUGAUAAAAUCAUCACACACCUGAAGUCAUCAAGGCGCCUCUUCAUCAUGUGUCAUAUCCCAGUGUUCUGCUGGAUCUCAGCCACUGUCCUAGAGAAGAUGUUGAGUGAAGCAGAAAGUGGAGAGAUCCCCAAGACUCUCACUCAAAUGUACACACACUUCCUGAUCAUUCAGACCAACAUCAAACAUGAGAAGGACUAUGAGAAAAAAGUGAAGGAUGAAGACAUGAUCCUCAAACUGGGGAAACUGGCGUUCCAGCAGCUUGUGAAAGGAAACCUGAUCUUCUAUGAGGAAGACCUGAGAGAGUGUGGCAUUGAUGAGACAGAAGCAUCAGUGUACUCAGGAUUGUGCACUCAGAUCUUCAGAGAGGAGUUGGGCUUGUAUCAGGGGAAAGUCUUCUGCUUUGUUCAUCUGAGCAUUCAGGAGCAUCUAGCAGCUCUUUAUGUGCUGCUUUCAUUCCUGCUGUACAAGAGGGAUGUGCUCAAUGAAAGCCUCAGCUCAAAACAUUCACAUGAGUUCACGUGUCACACAAUAUCUGACCUGCAUCAGAGAGCCGUGGAUGAGGCUCUGCAGAGUAAGAAUGGACAUCUGGACCUUUUCCUCCGAUUCCUUCUGGGUCUCUCGCUGGAGUCCAAUCAGACACUCCUGAAAACCCUUCUGACACAUGUUGGAAACAUUUCGUACAGUAAAGAGAAAACAAUUAAAUACAUUAAAAUGAGGAUAAGAAUGAAUCCCUCACCAGAGAAAUCCAUCAAUCUGUUCCACUCUUUAAAUGAACUGGGUGAUCAUUCUCUCGUAAAUGAAAUCCAGAAGUGUCUCAGAUCUGGAAGUCUUUUAACCACCAGAUUGUCCUCAUCACAGUGGUCGGCUGUUGUCUUUGUUUUAUUAACCUCCGAGUGUUUGGAUGGGUUUUAUUUGAGUAAAUACAUAAGCAGAGAAAAUGACCAAAACCACACUUCACCGGAUGAAUUACUUCAGAAGCUCUUGCCUGUAGUUGAAGCCUCCAGAUCAGCAGGGUUGAUUGGUUGUAAUAUCACAGCUGAAGGUUGUGCUGCUCUGACUUCAGCUCUGAGAUCAAACUCACUCCUCAGAGAACUAGAUCUGACUGGGAAUAAAAUAGGAGAUGAAGGUCUGAUGCUGCUCUCUGAUGGACUGAAGGAUCCUCACUGUAAACUGGAGACACUGAGGUUGAGUUAUUGUAAUAUCACAGAUGAAAGUUGUGCUGCUCUGACUUCAGCUCUGAGAUCAAACUCACACCUCAGAAAACUGGAUCUGCCUGAUAAUAAAAUAGGAGAUGAAGGUCUGACGCUGCUUUCUGAUGGACUGAAGGAUCCUCACUGUAAACUGGAGAAACUGACGUUGUUUGAUUGUAAUAUCACAGCUGAAGGUUGUGCUGCUCUGGCUUCAGCUCUGAGAUCAAACUCACACCUCAGAAAAGUGGAUCUUUCUGAGAAUAAAAUAGGAGAUGAAGGUCUGAUGCUGCUCUCUGAUGGACUGAAGGAUCCUCACUGUAAACUGGAGAAACUGAAGUUGUAUGAUUGUAAUAUCACAGAUGAAGGUUGUGCUGCUUUGACUUCAGCUCUGAGAUCAAACUCACACCUCAGAGAACUAAAUUUGUCUGAUGAUAAAAUAGGAGAUGGAGGUCUGACGCUGCUCUCUGAUGGACUGCAGGAUCCUCACUGUAAACUGGAGAAACUGACGUUGUAUGAUUGUAAUAUCACAGCUGAAGGUUGUGCUGCCCUGACUUCAGCUCUGAGAUCAAACUCACACCUCAGAGAACUGGGUCUGUCUCAGAGUAAAAUAGGAGGUCGAGGUCUGAUGCUGCUCUCUGAUGGACUGAAGGAUCCUCACUGUAAACUGGAGAAUUUGAUGUUGUAUGAUUGUAAUAUCACAGCUGAAGGUUGUGCUGCUCUGGCUUCAGCUCUGAGAUCAAACUCACAACUCAGAGAACUGAAUCUGUCUGAGAAUAAAAUAGGAGAUGAAGGUCUGAUGCUGCUCUCUGAUGGACUGAAGGAUCCUCACUGUAAACUGGAGAAUCUGAUGUUAUGGGGGUGUGAUAUCACAGCUGAAGGUUGUGCUGCUCUGGCUUCAGCUCUGAGAUCAAACUCACUCCUCAGAGAACUGGAUCUGUCUGAGAAUAAAAUAGGAGGUCAAGGUCUGACACUGCUCUCUGAUGAACUGAAGGAUCCUCACUGUAAACUGGAAAAACUGUGGUUGAGUCAGUGUAAUAUCACAGAUGAAGGUUGUGCUGCUCUGACUUCAGCUCUGAGAUCAAACUCACACCUCACAGAACUGAAUCUGUCUGAGAAUAAAAUUGGAGAUGAAGGUCUGAUGCUGCUCUCUGAUGGACUGAUGGAUCCUCACUGUAAACUGGAGAAUCUGAUGUUGAGUCGGUGUAAUAUCACAGCUGAAGGUUGUGCUGCUCUGGCUUCAGCUCUGAGAUCAAACUCACACCUCAGAGAACUGAAUCUGUCUGGGAAUAUAAUAGGAGAUGGAGGUCUGACGCUGCUCUCUGAUGGACUGAAGGAUCCUCACUGUAAACUGGAGAAACUGUGGUUGAGUCAGUGUAAUAUCACAGAUGAAGGUUGUGCUGCUCUGGCUUCAGCUCUGAGAUCAAACUCACACCUCAGAGAACUGAAUCUGUCUGGGAAUAUAAUAGGAGAUGGAGGUCUGACGCUGCUCUCUGAUGGACUGAAGGAUCCUCACUGUAAACUGGAGAAACUGAGGUUAUGGGGGUGUAAUAUUACAGCUGAAGGUUGUGCUGUUCUGGCUUCAGCUCUGAGAUCAAACUCACACCUCAGAGAACUGGAUCUGACUGAUAAUAAAAUAGGAGGUGGAGGUCUGACGCUGCUCUCUGAUGGACUGAAGGAUCCUCACUGUAAACUGGAGAAACUGAGGUUGGAGGAUUGUAAUAUCACAGCUGAAGGUUGUGCUGCUCUGGCUUCAGCUCUGAGAUCAAACUCACACCUCAGAGAACUGGAUCUGACUGAUAAUAUAAUAGGAGGUGGAGGUCUGACGCUGCUCUCUGAUGGACUGAAGGAUCCUCACUGUAAACUGGAGAAACUGAGGUUGGAGGAUUGUAAUAUCACAGCUGAAGGUUGUGCUGCUCUGGCUUCAGCUCUGAGAUCAAACUCACACCUCAGAGAACUGGAUCUGACUGAUAAUAUAAUAGGAGGUGGAGGUCUGACGCUGCUCUCUGAUGGACUGAAGGAUCCUCACUGUAAACUGGAGAAACUGAGGUUGGAGGAUUGUAAUAUCACAGCUGAAGGUUGUGCUGCUCUGGCUUCAGCUCUGAGAUCAAACUCACACCUCAGAGAACUGGAUCUGACUGAUAAUAUAAUAGGAGGUGGAGGUCUGACGCUGCUCUCUGAUGGACUGAAGGAUCCUCACUGUAAACUGGAGAAACUGAGGUUGGAGGAUUGUAAUAUCACAGCUGAAGGUUGUGCUGCUCUGGCUUCAGCUCUGAGAUCAAACUCACACCUCAGAGAACUGGAUCUGACUGAUAAUAUAAUAGGAGGUGGAGGUCUGACGCUGCUCUCUGAUGGACUGAAGGAUCCUCACUGUAAACUGGAGAAACUGAGGUUGAGUUAUUGUAAUAUCACAGCUGAAGGUUGUGCUGCUCUGGCUUCAGCUCUGAGAUCAAACUCACACCUCAGAGAACUGGAUCUGACUGAUAAUAUAAUAGGAGGUGGAGGUCUGACGCUGCUCUCUGAUGGACUGAAGGAUCCUCACUGUAAACUGGAGAAACUGAGGUUGAGUUAUUGUAAUAUCACAGCUGAAGGUUGUGCUGUUCUGGCUUCAGCUCUGAGAUCAAACUCACACCUCAGAGAACUGAAUCUGACUGAUAAUAUAAUAGGAGAUGGAGGUCUGACGCUGCUCUCUGAUGGACUGAAGGAUCCUCACUGUAAACUGGAGAAACUGAGGUUGAGUUAUUGUAAUAUCACAGCUGAAGGUUGUGCUGUUCUGGCUUCAGCUCUGAGAUCAAACUCACACCUCAGAGAACUGAAUCUGACUGAUAAUAUAAUAGGAGAUGGAGGUCUGACGCUGCUCUCUGAUGGACUGAAGGAUCCUCACUGUAAACUGGAGAAACUGAGGUUGAGUUGCUGUAAUAUCACAGCUGAAGGUUGUGCUGUUCUGGCUUCAGCUCUGAGAUCAAACUCACACCUCAGAGAACUGGAUCUGAAUGGGAAUAUAAUAGGAGGUGGAGGUCUGACGCUGCUCUCUGAUGGACUGAAGGAUCCUCACUGUAAACUGGAGAAACUGAGGUUAUGGGGGUGUAAUAUCACAGCUAAAGGUUGUGCUGCUCUGACUUCAGCUCUGAGAUCAAACUCACACCUCAGAGAACUGGAUCUGACUGAGAAUGAAAUAGGAGAUGCAAGUGUGAAGAGUCUUUCUGCUUUAAAAGAUGAUCCACAUUAUAAACUAGAGACACUGCACUGUGAUUUAUGGUGAAUAUGGAGCCACUAUAGAGACAUCAUCAUCAACACUGAAGUCACGUGACCUUUCCUGGACUUUACUGUAUAUAAAUGUACAUGAAUUUUUUGUAAAAAAUCUAAUAAAGUCUUCCUAUCAUUCA
Messenger RNA from Ctenopharyngodon idella (grass carp), 5784 nucleotides. Its product is annotated as NACHT, LRR and PYD domains-containing protein 12-like. The transcript is spliced from 27 exons. The coding region runs from base 363 to 5660 and encodes 1765 amino acids. The record is from RefSeq and is a predicted model, not a curated record. Gene Ontology annotation, molecular function: protein binding. NCBI's taxonomy places the organism in Eukaryota, Metazoa, Chordata, Actinopteri, Cypriniformes, Xenocyprididae.